AUGAGAACCAUCGAAUGCUGGACAAAAGCUCAGUCCGUUUUCACCCGAAACGAGGGACUGCGUCGACGUGAGCAGCGCGAUUCAUUCGUCCACUUCUGUUUCGCCCUUUUGUGUCAUGGCUCUCCAUCUCGAAGGGACAAUUGGUUGGAAACAAUUCGUGAGGAUUGCCGCGUAGGCAAGACUACUGAAUUGGGCCGAGUAGUCACCGGCUCACCGUCCUGCCAGCCCGAGGAAACUGUGUGUCUGUACCACCGUGACAGACAGCAUCAGAGACCCGAAGAUGUAUUCUUCCUGACCAGCUGUCGAUUGGCUCUACUGGAGCCCUUUUGUUGA
Messenger RNA from Protopolystoma xenopodis, 333 nucleotides. The record is from the annotation of a GenBank genome assembly. NCBI's taxonomy places the organism in Eukaryota, Metazoa, Platyhelminthes, Monogenea, Polystomatidea, Polystomatidae.